GCUGCGAUGAUAAAAAUCUCCUGAAUCUCUCGGCAAAUCGCAAUAUCUCCUGAAGCUCAGUUGUUGAAGUACCACCAUUGCCGCCGGGUGGUUUGAGUUUCGUUGGUCCGUUUUGCUAAAUUCCGAGAGCCCUUGGAAAGCAUUAUGUGAGUGUUUGUGUGUAUGUGCCGUGUGUGUGAGAGUGUCCAUUACAAACAAGUUAAAAAGCAGAUAAAUAUUACAGGGAAUUAACUGUGUAUAGAAGAAAUACAAUUUAUGGUACAUUUGUAGUUUGUGUACAAAAUGACAACUUUGCUACAGUUAAGCUCAUCUUGAUUGUGGAACAGUGCGGCUAAUAGGCAAAAAGGCGGGGACAGAGCGAGCGAUCCGGGAAAUGGGGAGUCUGUACAAUACCGAAAGCUUUGCACAUCGUUACCGAUCGAGCCACAGCGUUCAUCACUACAAACCAUUGCUUCCAAACGAUCGACGGAUGGGACCGUUGCGGAAAAAGAAAACACGCUUCAAGGUUCUGCUCAUGAUGGGUUCCGUGUUCGCCUGUUUGCUGUACGUGAUCGAGCGUCCGUUCUGGUGGGACUAUGACGCACUGGAGGCACCGCUCUGGAACGAAGCGCUGGAAACGCGGGACGAUGAGCAACACUUUAACUACAACAGCUCGUACUUCGUCAAUACGAUCGGUUGCAAGAUGCCAAGCUUCCCGGUGACGAACGCACAGAUACAGAAGUUUAUCGAGCGUCCGGAACCGAUCGAGUGUGUACCGGCGCUGCUGGAAGCCGACGAACGGUGGAUCUGGUUUCAGCUGUCGGCUGAAGACAUUGAGCGACAUUACAACGUCACGAACGCGAGCAUGAUACAGUGCUGUAUACGGCCAUUCGAACGAUUAACCGAUCAGGAGGAGCAUCAGGUUGGGAACGAAAGCUGUUUCGACUAUCCGGAGCGGUUUACCGUGCGUGAGGAAGAGUUCGUGAUGAUUAACUGCCAUCACGCCGGUUUGAAGGAUCCCUUCUACUGGGAUUACUUUGCGUUCGUACCGUUGAAGAAGAAAUCCGUCGAGAAGAGGUUACGAAGCCGGAAGGAGCGCCACCAGGGUGGGGAGGACGAUCCCAGUUUGUUGAUGGGCGAUCAGCAGCAGCAGCUGAAUGUGAUGAUACUAGGCUUAGAUGCGGUUUCGAGAUUGAAUUUACACCGCCAAAUGAAUCAAACAACCGAUUAUCUACUUAACACCUUAAACGGCAUCGAGAUGUUCGGGUACAACAAAGUGGGUGACAAUACAUUUCCCAACAUGAUACCAGCCCUAACCGGGCUGGACAUCGAGGAGCUCGGUGCAGCAUGUCUUCCAAAUGCCAGCAGUACCUUUGACCUGUGUCAGUUCGUGUGGAACAAGUUCGGUGCCGCCGGCUAUCGGACGGUGUACGCCGAGGAUAGUUCGGCGAUGGCCACGUUCAACUACGGCAAGAAGGGCUUCCGUCAGCAACCGACUGACUACUACCUGAGAAACUUUUUCCGCCAGAUGGAAUCGAGCGUGGGGUACAAUAAGAAGCUUAACGCCAAACUUUGUCUGGGUGGACGUAAUCCGACCCGCGUCCUGUUGGAUUAUGCCCGCAAGCUUGUGAAAACGUUCGGAGCGAAGGAACCGGUGUUUUCCCUGCUGUGGGCUGUCGGCAUGACGCACGAUUUCUUCAACAAUCCUUCACUGAUCGAUGACGACUAUCGGCAGGUGCUGGAGUUCAUGAACGAACAGCAGCAGCACUAUCUAAACCGGACGGUGCUUAUUUUGAUGAGCGAUCAUGGCAUCCGGUGGGGAUCGUUUCGAAACACUUACCAGGGCAUGAUGGAGGAAAGGCAACCGUUUCUUAUCUUCAUACUGCCAGCCUGGUUCCGGGGCCAGUAUCCUUCCGCCUUUCACAAUCUUCGCCGGAACCGUUUGCGGCUGACGACACACUUCGAUCUGUACGAAACGUUGAAAGAGUUUCUGGACCUUUCCGGUCUGUCGACGGAAUCGGUUCGCGAACGAACCGAGGAGCUGCUGGAAGUGAGACCCAUCCCAAGGGGCAUUAGUUUGUUUCUGCCGGUACCGGCCACACGCACGUGUGAGGAUGCGGGAAUUGCGCCACACUGGUGUACCUGUCACGAUCAUAAGCCGCUGGCGAAGAACGAUCAUCAAGUCAUACAGGCGGCACGGUUUGCCGUCGAUCGGGUAAACCACCUGCUGCUGGAGUAUCCGCAGUGUAGCGUGCUGCAUCUGAACUCGAUCGAGGAUGCGAGUGUCGGCAUGUCGCCGGAGAACAUUACUGCCAAGCAUAAGUUCAGCGACAUCAGUGUACGGUUUGUGACGAAACCGGGCGACGGUGAGUUCGAAGCGACGGUACGGAUCGAUUCCAACAACGACAGCUUCCUGACCGGCACGGUAAGCCGAACUAAUCUGUACGGCAAGCAAAGCUUCUGUGUCGAUGACUAUCGGCUCAAGCUGUACUGCUUCUGCGGACGGUGAAGGGGGGAAAGAUACGGGAUCUACAUCCAUCAGACGAAACACCACUUUACCGGAGAAGCUGUAACCGUAAUUAGAUAGAUAUACAGGCGGAAAAGUCCGUGAAAAAAAACGUAGCUUUAGUGAAGGCGUUAAACGAUCAUGCAAAUCAAACAAUUCGUUCAUUGCGAAUCAUUGCGGUAUACAAGUGAUAGGGGGUAGAGAUACGAGGGCUUCCCUCAUCUUUUUGGUCUACAUUAUGAACUAGCGCGAACUUAGGCUAGAGCGAGAAAAGGCAUAGAAAAGUGUAAAAUGUAUAGUUGCUGUUUUAUAUUUUGCAAUUUUUUCGUUUUUUGUAGUGUGCUUUCGUUGUACAACGCGUUGAAGAAAUAAAGAAGAACGUAUUGUUUUACAAUAAA
Messenger RNA from Anopheles funestus (African malaria mosquito), 2883 nucleotides. RefSeq lists its product as uncharacterized. The record is from RefSeq and is a predicted model, not a curated record. Lineage: Eukaryota; Metazoa; Arthropoda; Insecta; Diptera; Culicidae. The transcript has 3 exons. Bases 374 to 2488 code for a protein of 704 amino acids.